Anneissia japonica is the source of this 2338-nucleotide messenger RNA. RefSeq names its product palmitoyltransferase ZDHHC22-like. The record is from RefSeq and is a predicted model, not a curated record. Bases 1 to 888 code for a protein of 295 amino acids. Gene Ontology annotation, molecular function: palmitoyltransferase activity. NCBI's taxonomy places the organism in Eukaryota, Metazoa, Echinodermata, Crinoidea, Comatulida, Comatulidae. The transcript has a single exon.
AUGACAGAUAAAAAGACUUUAAAACUGUUCCAUAUCAUGAACAUAGCAGCCACUAUAUACUGUAUCUUGAUGCAGAUAAUAGUUGGAUCUGUAACAUAUUUUGUGUGUAUACCAGCUAUAUAUCACAAUGAAGUCAACACACAAUUGUGGCACCGGGUUGGAUUCAUUCUCAUCCUUCUUGGUCUUGUGGUGAAUUACCUAUUAUGUCUGCUGAAGGAAUCAACACUCGAUAGAAAUCAAGUUCUCACUAAAACAUCAUCAAGAGGUGAGGAGACAACAAUGCUUCCAAUGUACACCAGUGAUUCAAUGAAAGAAUGGACUUACUGCAGUCUGUGUAGGUUGGACUCACCACCGAGGUGUCAUCAUUGUCCAAUUUGCAACGUGUGUGUCCUGAAACGUAUUUCCCAUUGUUUCUUCGUUGGAAAAUGUAUUGGUCAUUACAAUCAUCGAUAUUAUGUUUCCUUCCUAAUUUACACCAUUCUUGUUGCAUUUUAUAGUUUGUUACUGUACUUGAGUUAUCUUCAUGACCACUUUGGUACCCCUCUUUCCAGAGACAUUUUAGGUCACCUGUAUCCCAUCGCUGUAGGCCGGUUCAUCCUCGGUAAAGUGCCACUGUAUGCCCUUCUCCUGUUGACCCUAAUGUACCAGUGUUUGAUGUACACUGUGGGAUGUGGCUUUCUGCUUUACCAAGCCUUGAACAACAUCAAGAACGGACAGACUCCACAUGAGGCACACAACAAGAGCAGCAUGUACAAUUAUGGCAUCAAAGAGAACAUGCAAGUGGUAUUUGGGAGAAGAUGGUUUCUGGCAGUCAUCAUUCCUUGGCCAUCGAAGCUGCCAGGAGAUGGUAUGCAAUGGGAGUUGAGUAAUCGUGCCAAAGUAUUCUAAUUUUGUAUAUUUGGUCAAAUGAAACAUGCACAUAAAAAUCAAGUUUUUUUAAAAUAGGUGUUAAUGAUAGUCACUCUUAAUCAAUGUCACACCCCAGCAGUCAUAGCCUGGGUUCCAGGCCCUAAUUUUUGGGUUAUUCACUUUUUAUUGUCCUUAUUGUGCACCAUACAUAAUUUAUUUGGCAUCCCAUACUCGAUUUCUUUUUUUUUUUCGGAUUAUUAUUAUUGUCUUAAAAUUAACUUGCUCCUUGGUGGCGCUGUCCAGAAUGAGAAAAAAUAAUAAUAAGGGACUUGUGGCAGGUCUACAGAAUCAUUGCAUUCCAUGAAUUUUGGCGCUAUAACACUUUUGACAAUUAUGAUGAUUAGAAAUAUUGACACUAUACAUAUAUUUGCAUAUGUUAGUCUAGAAUAAACGCCCUGUCACAAUUAAUAACCGCACUCUGUUGUGAAACAUACUAACUUCCUUAAGAAACAUAAUUGUAUUAAAAGUCAAGUUGCCUUAUGAAUUGUGCAAUAUACAUCAAUAUAUUAUGCAUCAUAAAUUAUUUUUUGUCUUUUCUGCUGUACUUAUGUACCAAUUUGGUAUGAGCACAUGGGUGCAGAUCAUAAGAGGACAAGGAACACAUCCCCUCUACAUAUUUGCAAGGGGGGUUGGACCCCCCACUUUUUGACUGCAGAGUAAUUUCAUAAGUCAAGAAGAUGCCUGAAUUGUUGAAAUGAACUGCAUCAAGGCCCAGGUUUUAAUGAAAGAACACUGUACAAAGUACAUGAUAAUGAAUUUUACUAUAUAAUAGUUUAAUUUCCAGCCAUCUAGAGGUACUUUUUCCUCAAAUUUGUUGGAGCUGAGGUGGGUGUGGACUCACGACUGCAUUACCCCUUUCAAAACAGAUCUGUACCCUUGUAUGAAUAAACUAAAUAUGUAAAUAAUGAUAAUCAUAUUAACUCAAUAUUGCUCAGUAAGGAUGAAAAAAACAUUUGGUAAUAAUAAUAGGGAGUAACUCUAAGUUAAUAUCAUAGCAGCACCAAAUAUUACUUAACAGGAUUUUUACACUACUGUAUAUAAAGAUAAUUGAGAGAAACUGUAGGCUGUUCCACAAUUGAAUAAAUACACAGAUACUGUGUGAGUUUUAUUUAGAAGCAGACAUGCUGCAUAUGAAUAUUCAAAUUUGUAUUUUUUUUUUAAUAGAGAAUUUAGAAUUAAUCAGGGUAACUUUUGAAUUGUGACCUGGCUAUUGUUUGUAUAUUAGUACAAUAUUUGUGUAGUCAAGGGUGAUGGAAAAAUAAUGUGUUUAACACAGAACUGUACUCUAGCAUUUUUUUGUAUUUUAGCACCUGCCCUCAUUUGAGGUGUGGUUUCAAAAUUGAGGUUUGUGUUUACUUUAUACAAAUUUAUAUAACUUGUACAUAUUUUGUAACAGUACUAAUUAUUAAAUGCUUGCUGAAUUUCUAGA